AUGAAGAUCACAAACACACUUGGCCUUCUCUUCACUGUUCUCGCCACCUCUGCCUCCGCUACUCCUUUCUAUUAUGGCUGGUCUGACAGUGUGACCAUCCAGCUUUCCAACGACUGGUCUGGCGCAAAUGCCAAAGCCGACGUUGAAACCGAUGGCAAGCCGCACCCAAUCCAAGAGCUCUUCGACGGCUCAGAUAUUGAACAAGACGGCAAGAUCUUUGCAACAAGCGCCCAGCUCAUCAGAUUUCACCAUGAUACGCUCUGUCGCGUACUUCAAAGCGACCCCGAGGUCAAAGUCACAUUGGACGACGAAAAUACUUGGUCGUUCCUGGACCGCGGGGCCUGGGUGGAUGUACACCGCGGUGUGGUGGUCUGCAUCGAAAAAUAG
This is a messenger RNA of Aspergillus nomiae NRRL 13137, 387 nucleotides long. RefSeq lists its product as uncharacterized. The record is from RefSeq and is a predicted model, not a curated record. The transcript has a single exon. Lineage: Eukaryota; Fungi; Ascomycota; Eurotiomycetes; Eurotiales; Aspergillaceae. Bases 1 to 387 code for a protein of 128 amino acids.